Molecule: messenger RNA, 1341 nt
Organism: Rotaria sp. Silwood2
Lineage: Eukaryota; Metazoa; Rotifera; Eurotatoria; Philodinida; Philodinidae
Source: the annotation of a GenBank genome assembly
AUGACCGUUCGAAAUACUCUUUGUAAACGUACAAUAAUUGCUUAUUGUAUAUUUUUCUUCACUGUUUUACUUAUUUGGAAAUAUCAUGAAAAAUCAAUUAAAAUAGAAGAAGAAGAAGAUACAUUAAAGCAAAUUAUUUCAUUAUCUUCACUAACUACAACACAUCGUACAACAACAAGAAUUCAUGAGAAUCAAAAACAAACAAAUCCAAUAACAUUUAUCGAACCAAAUCGUCUUGAUUAUUGGUUGAAAAAUAAUUCUAAAACACUUGGAAUAAAUUUAACAGCUAUUCUUACACCAAAACGACGUGGAAAAUAUCUUGUUUAUGUUUGUCAUGAAAAUUGUGGAGGUUGGGGAGAUCGUCUCCGUGGUAUAAUGAGUUUAUUUAUGUUGUCGUUAAUGCUUGAUCGUAAUUUUCGUAUUGAAAUAACUCAUCCGUGUAAUUUAACUCAUAUUCUUCGUCUAAAUUUAUAUAAUUGGGAACAACCGAUUGAUGGAUUAGUAGUUGUUGAUCCCAUAACACAUCGUCGUCGUUUUAAUUUAACACGUAAAAUGUUGAUAACUGCACCAAAUGGUCGAAAAGAAGUUCUUACAAAUGUUUCACAAAUAUUACAUAAUAAUCGUUCAAUUGAUUCAAUUUGGUCUGAAGAUGUUUUAUAUUGGGCAACAAAUAAAGAUUAUUUUUAUCAAUUAUCAAAUAAUAUUUUUUAUAGAAAAAAAUUUAAAUCUUAUGGAAUUAUGACAAAAUAUAAUAUUAAAUUAGAAAUACUUUUUCCAUUAUUUUAUGAAAUACUUUUUCGUCCAGUUGACAAAAUUCAACAACAUGUUUUAGAAUAUAAAUUAAAAUACAAAAAUAAUCAUAUUAUUUGUACACAAAUACGAACAGGAAAAAAUCCAACAAUUCCAGAUGAUAAAGUACUUCCAGGUCGUCGAAAUAUAAGUGAAUCGAUAUUUUCAUUUAUUGAUUCAAAUACUUCUAAUAUAAAUUCACAAAUCUUUUUAACAACUGAUAACGAACAAGUUUAUCAUGAAGCGCAAAAACGUUAUGGUUCUCGUCUUUUAUAUGUAUCUGGUGAAAUAACACAUCUUGAUCGUUCAUUAAAUAUUGAUCAAAAAGUUUGUCGUGAACAAGAUAAACUUUUAACAGAUUUUCAUUUAUUAGGAGAAUUAUGUGAUAUAUCAAUUAUAUCAAAUUCAGGUUUUGGUUUUUGGGGAAAUUUAAGAAGAUUUAAACCAUUUCAACAAUUAUUCGUUUUUUGUGCUGGAAGAAUUUAUAAAAUAGAAUCAAUGUGGCAUUUAUAUAAAAUGAGAGAACAAAAUCAUAAUGGUGAAUUAUGUUGA